Molecule: messenger RNA, 2478 nt
Organism: Macrobrachium nipponense
Lineage: Eukaryota; Metazoa; Arthropoda; Malacostraca; Decapoda; Palaemonidae
Exons: 1
Coding region: 1-2478 (825 amino acids)
Source: RefSeq, a predicted model, not a curated record
AUGCCUGCAGUUGUAGCGACAACCUUCUUAUUCUUGAGUUUCUCGAUGGCCAUAGUUGGGGGAAUAAUUUCCUAUUGUAGUGGCAUCGGGCACAACAGCGGUAAGGCAUGUGACGACCUAAAGUCUCGACUCUCUGUUUUGGAAAGAGAGAAGGUAGAGGUCAUCCUUGGUGCCCAGGAACGAGAAAUGUUCCUUGGGAAUGAAACUGCUUAUUGGAAGGAUAAGUCGAGCAGCCUGGAAAUACAACUCGCAUUAUCAAGACGAGAAAACGAGGCUCUGGUCCACACGAACGAAGUGAACGAAAUGAAAUGGAAUGGGAAACUCACUGAAAGAGAUGAGCAGUUACGGAAAUUGAAAGAAGUAGCGGACGAAAAGACUAAAGUGAAGGACCAGAGUUUGGCUGCCCUGAGAAAGAAAUUAUCAGAGACUAACAACAUGUUGACCAGAGAACGAGACAAUGGCCGGUUGAUGAGGGAUUCAUUACUCGAGAAGCAGCGGGACAUUGAAGCUCUUCGCCAGUCUAUGGGCUGUAGUCACCAGGUUGAGGUUCUUGCCAUUGGCAAGGAGAGGGAAGAAUUAAAUAAAGAAAAAGAGCUGUUCAAGGCAAAAGAGAAAAGCUUUGGAGGGAAAGUAUCAGAAUUAGAGACAGAAAAGAGGCAACUGCUGCUGCAACUUCGAAGGUUUCAAAAAGACGAAGCAAUGAACAAAUUAAGUCAUUUGGGAAGUAACGAAAAGUUAAUGAAAGAGAAUUUAGACUGUCAAAGAAGACUGGAAGAAAAAGACAGGAGGAUUGAACAGUUAGAAAGCGUAGCAAAGGCUGCGUCCGAAGCGACGAAAAGAAAUGCUCAGCUCGCUGACGAAAUGAACGAAACGCUGAAGAUGAUAGAAGAUGUUAAACAUUCCUUGACACUCGAGAGGACCAAAUACGAAGAAAUGAGAAUGGAAGAAGGUCAUGCGAUGCAUGAGAGGGAAAUGAGUUUGUCAAAAAGUCUGAAGGCAAACAUGGAGUUACAAGAGUAUCUUCAGCGAGAAAAGGGAGAGCUUGCUGCCCAGAGGAUGGCCUGCGAAGUGCAGCUACAGAAGGCCAUGGAAAUAUUACGACAAGAGAAGAGUAAGCAGCAGGCGGCUUUGUCAGGGCAAGCUGCCACUCUGAAUUCGAAAAAGUUAGACUUUGAAGAGGAAAAAAGUAAAAUGGAAGCAGCCAAGCGUGCGCUGGAAAAAAAGGUACGUCGAGAGAUGUCCUGCAUUGAGCAGCAUCAAAAAUCUUGCGACGAGCAGAUGGAAGCUUUUUUCACUGCUAAAGGGAAGGCAACGGGUGCAUUGCUAGACAGAGAACAUACUAUAUCUGAGAAAGAGCAGAGCGUGAGCAUGAUGCAACAGGCGGUUCUUAUAGGGAUGACUGCAAAUGCAGUUAGGAGAGAGCAACUGGAGCUUGCGACAGGUCAGCUGUACUGUGCAGAGGAAUGCCUCAGACAGAGAGAGCAGAUGGUGGCCAUGGAAUUGAAUAAAGCAGCAAAAAUCAAGGCAGAGGCAGAGAGCAUGAUCACAUCCCUCCAGGAACAACUUCAACUUCUUCUGCGAGAAAACGCCUCUUUGACGGCAGAUAAGACGGCACUGAAGGAAGCAGCUCAAGCGAAAGCAGAGGCAGAGAAAGAAGAGAAGGAAACAGAAGUCAUUCAAUUACAAGAGGUAAAUUUGAACUUGAAUGAAUAUCUUCAGUCUCUCAGGCAAGAAGUGGCUACGUACAAGUCCGAAAAUGCGGCAGCCGCUGAGAUGAUGUCCAACCUACGGAAGGAGAGAGAUAAUUUGAAUAAAACAAUUGACGAAGUUUGCGAAGAGCGCGACAAACUGCUAAAACGGUGCGAAGAGCUUCAUACGAAGAAACUGAUUUUGGGAGCCCUAUCUAUUGAAUGGGAACACGAACAAGAAGUGUUGGAACGUAAGCUUAAAACGGCUGAGGACGAAAAGAAGACUUUAUCAGAUCAGAUUUUACUGGUCACUGAGGAGAAACGGCAGCUUCAUCUGGAACUGUCCCGUACCAAGAAAGAGCUUCUCUCCUUGAAGGACGAGGGCCACCAAGUGGUAAAUUUGGAUAGAAAGGGAGGCCUUCCUGAGGAAGAGAAGGAGAAGGAGGAGGAGAUUCAGGAAGAAGUUGAUCUCCUGCAAUUUCAGCUGAAGGACCAGGCGGAAAAUACUGAUUAUGAACCUCCUCGUAAAAGGAAGAAGCUGAAUUCGAGAUGCUGGACAGCCACCUUGGACGAUGAUCUAACCGAACUGUUCCACAAAAGUGAGUCCCUCAAAAGUGAGUCCACCGACUUCGAGAAAAGUUCAGGAGACGCAGAAGAAAGCGACGACAGUGAAGAUCAAGAAGAGGGUUCAGCUGAAAGCGACGGCGGUGCAAAAGAAGAAACAGCAGCAGAUGCUUCCACAACCGACGUUCCGAAAAGGAAGUUCAAGCUGAAAAGAAAUAAUUUUUAA